This is a messenger RNA of Diplodia corticola, 1059 nucleotides long. RefSeq names its product endonuclease. The transcript has a single exon. The record is from RefSeq and is a predicted model, not a curated record. The coding region runs from base 1 to 1059 and encodes 352 amino acids. Lineage: Eukaryota; Fungi; Ascomycota; Dothideomycetes; Botryosphaeriales; Botryosphaeriaceae.
AUGCCGGCAACACGCGCUCAAGUCCGAGGAGGUCAGCCCGACGACGACGCGAGGUCGCCCACGUGGUGUCUGGCCGAGCUCGAAAAUAGCGGCGCCAUGCAUCCGGACAGCUACAAGCACGUCGCGCCGGCACCGAAAGGCGACAUGGACGAAAGCAACAACCCACGCAAGCGCAAAGACAGCAAGCAGCACUCGUCCCCUUCGCCAACCAAGGCCACCCGCAACAGCAACCGCGCUUCUUCCGCCGAAGCGGAGAAAGGGCAGCAGGACGACGACGAAGACGACGCCACCAAGCCGCCCCAGGACCAGGUGAAGCUCCUGCGCUUCCUCCUCUCGCCCCACGCGCUGCCCUACACGACGCCCGAGGCCGAAGCCUCGCAGCCGUCCUCGGUGCGCACCUACGCCACGGCGCGGCUCACGCCCUUCGAGGAGCUUCUGGCGGCCGUGAUCCUGUCGCGGCCCAUCUCGCACGCCCUCGGCCAGCGCGCCGUCCGCACUGUGCUGAACCCGCCGUACGGCCUGACCACGCCGGGCAAGGUCCGGACAGCGGCCGGCGAGGGCAAGGUGCAGGAAGCGCUCGGGAAGGCGCGGACGCAGCACAAGGAGAAAACGGCCGAGGAGAUUGGCGGGUUGGCGGAGGCGGUGGUGGAGAGGUGGGGGGAUGGGGAGGAUGGAGAUGGCGGGCUGGAGGGCGUAAGGGUGGAGGCUGGGUGGGAUGUUGGUGAGGAGAGGAGGGUGUUGAAGGAGGCGGUGAAGGGGUUGGGGGAGACGGGGCUGGAUAUCUUUUGCAGAAGGGUGCAGUGGCUCUGGCAAGAGGUGUAUCCGUUUGUGGAUGGAAGAACGAAGGGGGCGUUGGAGCAGUUGGGAUUACCGGGUGAGGCGAGCGGUUUGCGGAAGCUCAUGGAGAAUGGGUGGGAUGAGAUUGGGGUGAAGGAUAUCGGGUUGAAGGAUGAAGAGGAGAAGAAGAGGCGGGCGUUCGUGCUUGUGUUGGAGAGAGCGGUCGGGGCCAGCUUGGAGAAGAGAGUGCAGGACGUCGUGACCGAGGCCGCAAAGGAGUAG